CUCGGCGUGUCUUUGGCAUCGGUUAUAUCAUUUUAUAUGUUUACUUAGUAGACCUGUUGUGAUUCUGUCUGUCUUUACCUUUACUUGUCCUCUUUUGUUUCGCUCCGUGUUUGUUUGAGCACUUCAGGGAUGCUAGCAUCAGAGCUGGACAGAUGACCUGCCCCUGUGUCAGAUGUGUGGGGUCGGGAUGGCGCCAAACUGUGUGUAUGGCCCUGAUGGGAAAGGCACCCAGAGCCACCCCAGUGAGGAUGGACACUUCAGGUUCAGAGGGGAGGAUGGCUGUUUCCUGUACGGCGUCUUUAAUGGUUACGAUGGCAGCAGAGUGGCCAGUUUUGCUUCCCAGCGUUUGACAGCUGAACUGCUGCUUGGGCAGCUGAACUCCAGUCACACGGACAGUGAUGUCCGCAGGAUCUUCACACAGGCCUUUGAUGUUGUGGAAAAAAGCUACUUUGAGACGAUCGAUGAUGCUUUGGCUGAGAAAGCUCAUUUGUCCAACUACCUCGUACCGCACAAUGAGAACGUGUCAUUCCAGCAGCUUUCUCCUCAAAGCCAGAAGGUUCAGGAGCGUCUAAAGGAGCUUGAACAGGAAGUGUCAGGUGGCGCUACAGCCGUGGUGGCAUUGAUCCUCAACAACAAGCUCUAUAUUGCCAAUGUUGGUACUAACAGGGCCCUGCUGUGCAAAGCAAGCAGCGAUGGCCAGAACCAGGUUGUCCAGAUUGGACGACCACACAGCACCAACAAUGACGAGGAGCUGCAGAGACUGGCUGCACUGGGAGUGGAUUCAUCCCGUGUGAGGCAGGCAGGGCAGAUCGCUGGCCAGAGCAGCACCCGGAGGCUCGGAGACUACAGAGUCAAAUUCAACUACACGGACAUCGACCUGCUGAGUGCAGCCAAGAGUAAACCCAUCAUUGCUGAGCCAGAGAUUCAUGGCAGUCACUCUUUGGACAAUGUGACAGGCUUCCUGUUGCUGAUGUCAGAAGGUCUCAUCAAUGCUCUGGAGUCCGCCCAUGGAGCUGAACAAGCCAAUCAGGAAAUUGUUGCCAUGGUAGCAGCAGAGCUGGCCCUGCAGACCAGUCUGGAGGCCGUGGCUCAGUCGGUCGUGGAACGCAUUAGGCGACUGCACCAUGACGUCUUUGUGUCCGGUCGUCAGAGGGCAGCAUACUGCUCUCGGCACGAGGACAUGACCCUGCUCAUCCGCACCCUGAACUACCCGCUGGCUGAUGGAGUGCUCACACCCACGCAGGGUGGUCGUAUUUACCCCGUGUCGGUGCCGUACUCCAACAGCCAGAGCACCAGUAAGACCAGUGUCACCCUCUCACUGGUCAUGCCCUCCCAAAGCACUCUGACCAACGGAACCAACACCGCCUCCACCCUGGAAGAAGGAACCCCCACUCCAGGCAGUCAGAGUCCCACAGCCACCCUCCAGUCCACAAACACCCAGACGCAGAGCUCCAGCUCCAGCUCGGGAGAUGGAAGUCUGUUCCGACAGAGGGGCAGCCAGGCGGCUCAGCCCGACGAGACGGGCCGAGUUCAACCUUAUGUGGACUUCAGCGAGUUCUACGUCCUGUGGGGAACCGAUCACAGUAGCGGACAGAACACGCAGUCAAACCCUGGACCCCAGUGAGGACUGAAGAAGGGAACAUAGUGUGACGGGGGCCAAUGAAGCGCAUGGAUUUUGAUGCGACUAUAAGAUUUUUAAGAAGUGUUUGUACAUGGCUGUGAUGACUGGUAGAAUAUAUUAACAAUAUAGAAUAUCUAAGAAUAUGUGACCUAAGGUGCACGUGGACACAUGGAGGAGGGAGCAGGGUUUUCUACGCACAUAUAAUCCUUUAUAAAGUGUGAACAUAGUGUCAGGAAAUGCCACACAAUAUUUUCUCUUUUUAUCCAAAGCCUUAAAAUUACAGUUGUGUAUUUGAAAAUAAACAUAAAGCCUUAAAGGACAUGUCGCAGCAAAAUUGUAACAAUUUAGAUUUAGGCUGUUAGUGAGCAUCCGAUGAUCCACCGGGAUUACGUUAUGCACUUCCAUGACCGGUUUUAAAGUGUACGUCAUUCGCAAAAAACAGCUACAGAGACGUCUGAAAACAAAGUACUCGUCAGUACUCGGGUGUUUCCGACAAGUGACGUCGCAACUAGAAGCGUCCCAGCAUGCGCUUCAGUGGAAUGCAGCUGAUAACGUUAAGAACGGAGGCUCAUAUUAAUUCACAAGUUGACAUAAGUGUGAUGUCAUGUUAUGAUGACUCGUUUUUAAGUGAUAGUAACUGUUAAUUUUGAUGGAGUCAUGGUAAAAUCUGCGGCUCCAAGAAGGUUUCUGUGCACCUGCACAGCCGUGAGUCAUAAACGCAGCCUGUCAAUAACCAUCUCUGCUCCACGAUCAGCUUUGUGCACAAUUAACUAUGAGUGUUGUUAUCAAUAAAAUCUAAAAAAAAUACAUCUGCUGCUGGGGGAAAACAAGUGUCUCGUCAACUGCACAGCGCAUGUGCGUACACGUACACACACACACACACACACACACAGUGAGCUUCGCAGCACACAUACACAGCUCCAAAUUUACACUCUCUUACAGUAAAAAAAAAAAAGAAAUCUAGCCACAAAACACAAAAGGGGAACAUGCCAGACUCACCGUCGUGUUGUGGAUUAAUUUCCAAAUGUAAACACGAUCAAAGAAACGGAUGCACGUGAAAUUGCCGGCUGCAGCUCUGCCUUUCUCUCGAUCAUGGCACGUAAAAUAACCUCCAUGAACUCCUGGAAAUAAUGUAUUCUGACUUUUUCCAAUGUAACAAAUUCAUCUCUGUGUCCAGGCAGUCUGUUAAAAACGGUGUCAGAUGUCCUGCAUCCAUGUCCACAGCUUCAGUAAACCAGCAUCCACACAAACAGAGCAUCACUUUAGGCUCCAAAAUCCGACACACUGAAAAAGUUAAGAGUUUCCGGGUGAAGCAUAUCAUCUGCUCUCUGUAAAUCCGAGCCAUCACUUUCCAACAGCAGCUUAGAAACGUCAUUUUUGUACGGAGCAGGUUCUUUUCCCUCUGUCUGUCAGUCAGUCAUUGGGAUGUUUCUGUUUUGCUUAUAAGUGCAUCAGACACUGAAAAAUGCUGAAAAUUGUAGAGUGAAACGUUUUCCGGAAAUGCACCUGCUAACUUUCAGAGUGAGAGGAAUAAAAUACAUCAGAUAUCACUAUUUAUUAGUACAUGUGUGCAGAGACUCUUACAGUCAUGAGUACUUUUAUGUUGUCUUACUAACUGGGACGUUAAAAAAACGUGAGACAUGUCCUCUAAAAAGUUUUUCAACAUGAAUGGAUGUAUUGAAAGUUACUUACUUUUAAUUAACUUUAUUCAUUCCUGAGCAAAAUUUCCAAAUUUCCUUGAACAAGGAACAAAAGAAGAUACAUCUUGUAAACAUUGUCCGAUAUAACAAAAAGUAUUUAAAGAAAAUUCUGAUGAAACUCAAGUCAGCCUCUGUUAGCUCCUCUUCAUCCCAGUACUCGGAGAUAACCAAUGUGUCACCAUGGUUACAUGCAUCAUAACUUCAUUAAUGGCAAUUGUGGUUAUUUUUAAUGAAUAAAGACCAUGUCAUUUUUCCAAACAUGCCACAUUGAUGCCAUAAAAUAAGACUUUGAGACAUAGUGGGAAGCCUGUCAAUGCAUUUUGCAUAUAUAUAUAUAUAUGUAUUUAACUCUUGACUACGCUGUUCUUCCCCCAAACCUUUGGAAAAGCUUUCAUAUGGUUUAAAAAAAUAAUUAUAGCAGUAAGAGUUGUUAUGGACACCCCUUCUUGCUUUCCAUUUCCCUGCUACAGGGUCCAUUAAGCGAAAUAUGUAAAGCUACAACUGUGUUUCCGUGAACAUGCUUCCCAAUAAGAAUAGUUUGCCAUCAAAGGAGUGGCGGCUGCACAGUAAAGAGCCUCACUCCGAAAACCUUAGCAGACUGACAGGGCUAAGCUAAUGCUAGUUAAGUUUUUUCUCCUAAAAACAGAGAUGGGCAUUAAUAUAUUUUGUUUGGAA
Thalassophryne amazonica is the source of this 3996-nucleotide messenger RNA. It is a transcript of the gene tab1, whose product is annotated as TGF-beta activated kinase 1/MAP3K7 binding protein 1. Gene Ontology annotation, cellular component: cytosol. The record is from RefSeq and is a predicted model, not a curated record. Gene Ontology annotation, molecular function: protein serine/threonine phosphatase activity. The transcript has 11 exons. Gene Ontology annotation, biological process: protein dephosphorylation. Lineage: Eukaryota; Metazoa; Chordata; Actinopteri; Batrachoidiformes; Batrachoididae. The coding region runs from base 173 to 1624 and encodes 483 amino acids.